Molecule: messenger RNA, 345 nt
Organism: Cantharellus anzutake
Lineage: Eukaryota; Fungi; Basidiomycota; Agaricomycetes; Cantharellales; Hydnaceae
Exons: 3
Coding region: 1-345 (114 amino acids)
Source: RefSeq, a predicted model, not a curated record
AUGUCGGAGGUCUGUCAGGAUAUUGGAGCGAAUCCGGGGUCUCCGAAUGUUCCGACUCGGGACCGAGGUUCCGGGAUGGGAGUGGCCAAGGUUCGGUGUGCCGCAACCAGACUGGAGCUGAGACAGUCAGGAGGGAAGGUGACUUGGAGAGUGGGGAGGCAUGGUGUAGGGGAUGGUGAAGUUGUUAGGAAGGUGAACCCAAACACCGAUAUCAUGCUCAAUAAGCCGGAGCUGCUCAAUAUGAACCCAAACUUCCAUUCUCAGGAACAGUUGAUUUUGGCUGCUGUCUUCACUCAGAUGCAUGUCCAGUGUAACCGAGCUGUUGGUGCCUCUGGAAAUGCUUAA